AUGGAAGGUGUGUCACCAAAUUCUUCUAUUGAUGAGUUAUUUAAAAAUGCUGAUAAUGUUAUUAAUAAAGAAAGAGAAAGAGAAAAAGAUAGAGAAAAUGGUAUUGAUAUAUUUUCAAAGAAACAAAAUACAAACAAUGGUGUAAGAAGUGCUUUUAAUGAUUCUGAUGACCAAAAAAAUCUAACUGAUUUAUUUGACUUUGGUAUUAAAACAUCUUCAAACUCAUCCUGCUAA
Messenger RNA from Dictyostelium discoideum AX4, 234 nucleotides. RefSeq lists its product as hypothetical. The record is from RefSeq and is a predicted model, not a curated record. NCBI's taxonomy places the organism in Eukaryota, Evosea, Eumycetozoa, Dictyosteliales, Dictyosteliaceae. Bases 1 to 234 code for a protein of 77 amino acids. The transcript is spliced from 2 exons.